Messenger RNA from Verticillium nonalfalfae, 1248 nucleotides. RefSeq lists its product as uncharacterized. The coding region runs from base 1 to 1248 and encodes 415 amino acids. NCBI's taxonomy places the organism in Eukaryota, Fungi, Ascomycota, Sordariomycetes, Glomerellales, Plectosphaerellaceae. The transcript has a single exon. The record is from RefSeq and is a predicted model, not a curated record.
AUGGAGCCCGCGGGGUGUCCGCUUGUGCCUUCGGGCAGCCUACCACCUCUGCGUGUGUUGGACACGCUCACUGAGGACCAGAUCUUCGCAUCACUAACAAACCUCGCCGCUCUGUACUGCCCCCUGACGGCCUCGUUCGCUUCUACCCUGGUUCACAAGCAUGGCCAUGCAAAGGUCUCAGAUUCGGACUUCGUCGACUCCGGCUACACGUCUGCCACCGAAGAUGAUGAGGGCUGCCCCGGGAGCACACAGCAGCGCCUUGCCGCCCUGCGCGCCGACGACUACGAGCGCUCUUUCACCGAGCGCUGGCUCACGCGCUUCAUCGCCCGCGCCACCGAGAUCCCAAGCCUAAGUCUUGAGGAAACGAUGGAACGAGCCGUCCACCAGGCCGCCUCCAUCCUCGAGUCCUUCCACAUGACUCCAACCGACGACGAGCAGGGCGACCAGAGCUACACGCGUCACUUCUCCUUUGCGCUGGCAUCGUCCAGCGAGCCUCCGGUCGCGGUACACCUCAACGACGGGCUCUCGGGUCGCGACUCUACGGACCCAGACGAUGUCGGCCUCCAGAGUUGGGGCGCCUCCAUCGUGCUCUCACGGCAACUCUGCGCCGAACCCGCCCGCUUCGGCCUCACGAGCGCCGCCCUCGGCCCGUGCCCGCGUAUCGUUGAGCUCGGUGCCGGAACGGGUCUCAUCAGUCUCGUCCUCGGCUCCCUGCUGCCUCGCCUCGCCGUUCCCUCGGCUGCCGUUAUCGCGACAGACUACCAUCCUGCCGUCCUGGCUAAUCUUUCGGCUAAUAUAGCCGCCAACUUUACGUCUCCUUCUUCUCCUUUGUCCUCCUCCUCGUCCUCCUUCUCAGUUUCUUUUUCCACCCCCCGUAAGCCCCAGGUCGAGACGGCCUUCCUAGACUGGUCCCGCCCCUCCCUCGUCGCGCCACUAGAUAAGAAGGCCGACAUGCUCAUCGCCGCCGACGCCGUCUACGCCCCGGAACACGCGACGUGGCUGCGCGACUGUGCCACGGCGCUGCUGUCUCCCAGCGGCGUCUUCUGGCUGUUCACCACGGUGCGGAAGAAGGGGCGGUUCAACGGCGUCAGCGACACGGUCGAGGCGUCGUUUGAGGCGCGCGAUCGUCCGACGGGCGCGGACGGGCGCCAGCUGACGAUCCUGCAUGCCGAGGACCACGGGAAGACCAAGGGCGUCGGAAGGGGGGACGAGAGUGGGUACAAGCUGUUCCGUAUCGGCUGGGCUUGA